This is a messenger RNA of Haplochromis burtoni (Burton's mouthbrooder), 1939 nucleotides long. RefSeq names its product transmembrane protein 192 (gene tmem192). Gene Ontology annotation, cellular component: lysosomal membrane; late endosome. The record is from RefSeq and is a predicted model, not a curated record. NCBI's taxonomy places the organism in Eukaryota, Metazoa, Chordata, Actinopteri, Cichliformes, Cichlidae. The coding region runs from base 555 to 1346 and encodes 263 amino acids. The transcript has 6 exons.
GGUCGUAUUAUAUUUUAUUACACACACAGAAACAAACAAAAAUAACAAAAUAUAUAUAAAAUGUUCUGAGACAGCACUACGGAAGCUCUUGGCAUUGUAAUCCGGGUUUUGUAGUACAUUAUGAGUAGUGUAGUGUGAGAAGGAUGAGUCAUUUCUUCACCCUUAAAACCUUCGCCUUUUUUUCAUUUCCCACUUUAGAAAUUCAGAUCGCAAGUUUUUUGUUCAUAGUUCACCUCGUAGAUGGAUGAGUUUGUUUGAGGCUUAAAACUCUUUUCAAUGAGCCUUUAAAAAACUAACUGGUUUUUACACCAGUAAACUUUUUUUCAUAUCCGGUCCGGUUUUGGCUUUACCGCAAUCUGAAGUCGUUUUGAUGUAAUUAUUUUUCGGUUUUAAAAUGAAAACAUUAACGGAACUAUUGAGCAAGUAGCCAGAAAACGGCGCCAAAAAAGGAAGGACCGGAAGUUUACUAAUAUUCACCUGACCUAUCUGGCAAAUAAAUUGUAAGCCAAUGUAGUUUGUUGUUGUUAUUUUAAAAACGCUGAACGUCCGGACAGAUGGACCCAAAGGGACCCUCGCUUUAUGCACAGGCAGGCUCCUCCGCAGAUAUGACACGAAGCAUAGAGGAAGAGCCUUUGGUGGAUGGGCCCCUGAUCUCUGUUGAUGCCCUCCACUCUGCCAUCAGGAGAGAGUUUCAGACUGUGCCAACACACUGCCAUGCCAUCCUGCUGACUCUGCUGAAUGUUGUUUAUGUUGUGUUGUCUGUCUGCGUGGCAGUGCUGUGUGUAUUAAAAUUCGGCCAAGAGGAAGUGUGUAAGAGUAUUUUGGGGAGAGUCCAAGGCGACAGCGUCAUCGUGUUCGCAAAGUCGUGUUUAUGGAUUCUGGUGCUGGUGUUCACAGGCUGCGUGCAUCACCACCACAGUCGUGCUCGGAGCAGAGGAUACCUGCGGUUUUACAGACAAACGCAGAGGCUGAAACAGGUGCCGUUCAUCAUACACUCUGCAGGAAACGCUCUGCUUAUGACUCUUCUGGCUGCGAGAUUACCACAGACUGUACACGUCUACGUGCUGCUCAGUAUUCUGGGAUUUGAGGUCUUGUUGACAUUGCCAUACCUGCUGUAUUACAUAGUUAAAGUGAUGCGGUUCAACAGAGAGCGCGCUGCACCAGAUGUGAGCCAGGAAGAGCUUUCACACACCUACAGCGUCACCAACGCACCGACUGAGACGGGCUUCAGAGGAAGCUCUAAUCUGGAGGAGGUGGUGGAGAAACAGGCCGAUCUGAUCGAGUACCUGAAACAGCACAACACCAUACUGAGCAAGAGGCUGCUCAACCUCACCGCACAGCACUAACCGCAGUUUGGCCUCCUCCUCGAUGCCAGACGAGGACACCCUCCAACACUCUGGGGAAAAAGAGCCUGAUCAUUUAACUCUACAAGGAAUUUUAAAAAAGCAAUUGGAGGCUUUAAAAGAAGGGGAAGCUGUGGGCAAAUGCACCUGUACACACAGACUGAGUGAGAGGGCUCCUCUGUGGGGCAUCUUCACCUGAAAUGGACAGAUAAUGGAGGAGGAGGUGAACUGAAAGCGGGAGGGCAGUUAAAGAGGCAGAGGGGAGAAGUCGUGGGUCACAGAUCAGAGGUGGGCGGGGGGGGGUUAUCACUGUGCCACGACCCCCGGUGACCCACGUGUGCUGCCGCUUUUUGUUGCUGUGAAAGAAACAGAGCGGUGAAAUUGUUCUAAAGAUCAUCUUCACCGAGCAGGGAGAGGUUGUCACUUAUCAGCAUCAAACUAAACGAGAGCGGUUAAACCAUGCUGUAAAACGUGUAAGUGCUUUUUAUGUAUCUAAAAAUGUGUGUGCCGGUGGUUUAUUUGGGGAGUGUGUUUCUUUGUUCAGUCACUGGAAUCGUUUGUGAUCAGAUUUCAAUAAAUCUUUAAUAUUCUUGUGA